Molecule: messenger RNA, 1152 nt
Organism: Alosa alosa (allis shad)
Lineage: Eukaryota; Metazoa; Chordata; Actinopteri; Clupeiformes; Clupeidae
Gene: capsla
Product: calcyphosine-like a
Exons: 4
Coding region: 319-903 (194 amino acids)
Molecular function (GO): calcium ion binding
Source: RefSeq, a predicted model, not a curated record
AUGUUGAUCUUGUAAAUUACCUCAACGAGGAUUUUCCCCAUUUUAGGCUGCUUGAUUUGAGUGCGCGGAUACUUUUUUUCUUCCCGUGCUACUAUGGUUAGUUGUCACAGACGCGGAGUAAAAUCAACAAAGUAUCCAUGCCAACAACCUCUACUGGUUUAGCUAGCCUACUCUCGUGUGUUUUGUGAGAAGUAGGCUAGUAGAGAUACUUUGGUAAUAAGGUAACGUUUGGUAGAUUCUGAUGACCCAUGUUAACAAACACGCAAAAUAAAGAAGAAAUAUAAAGAAAAUUGUUGCGCUGCUUUUUAAGAAAGAGACAUGGCCUCUGGGGAUCUGCAAUCAUCAGAUGUCCUGGAAGAUCUUAGGAAGCAGUGCCUGGCAAGAGGGGCUGCUGGAAUCAAGGGACUUGGGAGGACCUUUUGCAUUAUGGAUGACGAUAGUAGCAAAUCCCUGGAUCUGCAGGAGUUCCAGAAGGGGUUGGACACUUAUGGGGUGACCAUGGCCAAAGAGAGAGCUUUGGAAGUGUUCAGCAUAUUCGAUAAGGAUGGAAGUGGAACAGUCGAUUUCAAUGAGUUCCUGGAAAAAUUAAGGCCCCCAAUGUCAAACGCGAGAAAGCAGAUCAUUGCAGAGGCUUUUAAGAAGCUGGACAGGACAGGGGAUGGUCUGGUGACCGUAGAGGAUCUGCAGGGUGUCUACAACAGCCAGCACCAUCCUAAGUUCAAGAACGGAGAGUGGAGCGAGGAGCAAGUGUUUCGCUCGUUCCUGGACAGCUUUGACUCACCCUACAACAAAGAUGGCAAGGUCACACAAGAAGAGUUUCUGAACUACUACAGUGGAGUGAGUGCCUCUAUCGACAGUGACGAAUACUUUGUCACCAUGAUGAGAAAUGCCUGGAAAUUGUAGGAUUCCAGUCACUUCCAUGCUGAACAUCCAUCUUCAACACUUGCUAUGCUGAUAGGAUUUGGAAAGAGACCUCCUGUGGCUGUCUGGGGAACUGCAGUGAUCCAGUAAACAGACAUAGUGGUUACUGUAUAGCAGAUGGAACCUUGUUAUUUAGGCUAGGUAGAAAUACAUCUGUAGAUAAGUCUUUUUGAGGUUAGGGGAAAUUCUGUCAGCACCAUAUGGAUCAAUAAAGUAUCUAUCUACACCAAA